This is a messenger RNA of Haliotis rubra (blacklip abalone), 897 nucleotides long. RefSeq lists its product as uncharacterized. NCBI's taxonomy places the organism in Eukaryota, Metazoa, Mollusca, Gastropoda, Lepetellida, Haliotidae. The transcript has 4 exons. The record is from RefSeq and is a predicted model, not a curated record. Bases 52 to 897 code for a protein of 281 amino acids.
CAGGCAUAUUUAAAUAAGUGGACUUGAGGUCCCGAACAACUUGGCAGGAAGAUGACUGUAGUGUGCCUGUUUGUGCUGCUGCUGCCUCUGCUGCAGGCGACGGUCGCCUAUGAAGUCACGGUAGAGCUUGACGAACUCGCUUCCAGUGCUGGUGUUGAGAAGUGCCGUUUACGACCACGUGGAAAUGCGUCCAACGCCCAAACGGUUAUCCUCUAUGAUGGCGAAAUAUUGAUACAUAAUUUCUGUCUUAAGAAAAAGAAAUUGUUUACGCUAGAAAAGCUACGAUACUCCAAUGACGGUCUUGCCGACCUUCUGACCUUCGACCUCGAUGGCGUGGAGGUCGGACGGUGGACAACGCGAGAAGACUUUGGAGAUGGUAGUCUGUGGAACCAGAUCCUGGAAGUUGAACAAUUCGGCGAUGAAGUAAGUGUCGCUGCAGGCAAUCACAAGCUGACCAUCCGGGUGGCGGACGGGGAUAGGUACGGGGUCGAGCUGGACUCUCUGACGUUCAGUCUUGACCAAAAGGAUCCUGAUGACAACAGCCUAUGCAAGAACAUGGGCUCAAAGGCCAUUGCACCUCUCUUCGGGGAAUGUGAUCCAGACGCAGAUGUCUGUGGAUCAGCCCCUACACUACGUAACGCGGACGUGUCGUACAAGGGGAGCUACGUAGGGGCGACGGCAAGGUACACAUGCCGUGCCGGCUACGUCUUCUGUGGGAGAAGCUCCAAACACCGGUGUUCCAGCAUUGGGGAGUGGGAAGGCCUGGAGGGGUCAUGCUUCAGGUCAAGAUGGCAGCAACCACGGCAGGGAAUUGAUUUUGACGUGUCACUACCUUGGAGUUCCACCAACCAUUACUCGCUCGAGAUUGUAGCCACGCUUACGGUUCGCCAAAGGUGA